AUGACAACCCAUCAAACCGCCAAAACCCAAUUCGUGACAUCUAAGGAUGUCAAGUUCGCCUACCGCCGUUUCGGAAAUGACACCACCAAUGAAGUCCCCCUCCUCUUCCUCAUCCACUUCCGUGGCACCAUGGACUUCUGGGAUCCUCUCCUCGUCAACUCGAUCGCAACCAAGCGCCCCGUGAUCUUGUUCGACAAUGCAGGCGUUGGCCAGAGUACCGGAACCGUCGAAGAUACCAUCCCCAAAAUGGCUGCUCGUGUCCUUGACUUCCUCGCUGCUCUUGAACUCAAGAAAGUCGAUGUGUUGGGUUUCAGCAUGGGAGGACAUAUAGCCCCGUACAUCUACUUGAAUGGUCCUGCUGGACUCGUUCAGCAUAUCAUCAUUGCGGGAUCGGGACCGAGCGCUGGCGAAGAUAUUGUUGUCAACAGUGAUGAAAGGAAGAAAGCAAUCGAGGUGAAUGCUGGUGCCGCACAAGUCGAACGUAAGAACUUCGAAUACUUGUUCUUCGGUCCCUCGGAGUCGAGCCAAGCAGCAGCACGAGCAUGGUGGGACCGUAUUCAUGAACGAAACAAGUCGACAAGCGGCGAAGAACGUAGUGACUUGGUGUCAGCUGGGUUUGCUGAUGGAGGUGCUGGAAUGAUGAACAUGUUGAAAGCCUUUGGAGUCUUUGCCAAUCUAGAGCUGCGAGCUGAAGGAAGCUAUGAUCGACUUGGGAAUAUCGAUAUUCCAGUUUUGAUUGGGCAGGGAAAGGAUGACGUUAUGAUCCCGACUGUUAACAGCUUUGUCAUGCAGCAGAAGAUGCCGAAUGCUUAUUUGAAGAUAUAUCCAGACUCAGGCCAUGGUUUCUUGUAUCAGUUCGCAGAGGACUUCGCACAGCAAGUCGGCUGGUUCUUAGAUACUACUGCAAAGUAA
Messenger RNA from Mollisia scopiformis, 912 nucleotides. Its product is annotated as alpha/beta-hydrolase. The record is from RefSeq and is a predicted model, not a curated record. Bases 1 to 912 code for a protein of 303 amino acids. NCBI's taxonomy places the organism in Eukaryota, Fungi, Ascomycota, Leotiomycetes, Helotiales, Mollisiaceae. The transcript has a single exon.